Messenger RNA from Trichomonas vaginalis G3, 666 nucleotides. RefSeq lists its product as uncharacterized. NCBI's taxonomy places the organism in Eukaryota, Parabasalia, Trichomonadida, Trichomonadidae. The record is from RefSeq and is a predicted model, not a curated record. Bases 1 to 666 code for a protein of 221 amino acids. The transcript has a single exon.
AUGAGUGAAUAUCAAAAUUCCUCAGCAAUCACUAUUGGUAAACCUAAUACAUAUAAUAUCCAGGAUGACAGAAUCGGAUCUAUCGGUCCAUUGGAUUUUAGUACGCUAAAAUAUUGGUAUGAGUCCGGUAUGAUUGAUAAUAAUGCCAAUAUUUUAGAUGGCAAUACGGGCCAAACUAUGCAAAUAACAAAAAUAUUAGAAGAGUCUACGCAGACAGCUUCUCCAAUGCCAAAUUGGUUUUUAUGGACAACAAAUCAAACGCCUUUUAACAAUAUGUUCGCACGUGUAAAUAAAUGCUUCGUUUCAAAGCAAUCCCUUACGGAUUUUAAGAUUGCAAAUACGCAAUUUUCAUUCGGUUCUGUUCAAGAUUAUGAAUUGUUCUUAGAGCAAGAAAUUGAAAUAUCACCUGCGGUAAAGAAGUUUAAUAUUAAUAAGUUAGCACAACCAUUUGCCCAAUGGGUUUAUAAAACAUUUACAGAUCUUCAUACUGAUAUUACUCCCGAGGAAGUUUUAGAUUUUAUUCUAAAUCCAAAUCCUGAUUAUUGUAGAUCUGUAAUUAAUUCGAGAGUUAAGCCAGAAUCCGUUGCAAAUAAGUUUUUCUCUGUUUAUAAUCAAUGGCGUGUCUAUAUUCCUUGUUUUGUUGAAAAUGUCCAACAAAAUAACUAA